Molecule: messenger RNA, 3532 nt
Organism: Lates calcarifer (barramundi perch)
Lineage: Eukaryota; Metazoa; Chordata; Actinopteri; Centropomidae
Product: outer dense fiber protein 2
Exons: 16
Coding region: 141-2036 (631 amino acids)
Biological process (GO): negative regulation of cilium assembly
Cellular component (GO): centrosome; ciliary basal body
Source: RefSeq, a predicted model, not a curated record
AGCUGCGAGCAAAUAAGUCGGUGUCAUUACGUUGCCUCAGAGCGAACCAAUCCGGUUCGAACUUUUAAGAGGCGGGGCUCUUCGGUUUGGAGUAGCGUUGUUCACAACCGACAUAAGGUGAAAGCGUAAUUGUAAGAGGAAUGUCUCCAGAGGAUGAACUCCAAAGUCCCCCCCUUGGUUUCAGCUCUACCAGGGAGGAUCUCCCUCUGAGCUGUGGUGAUCUAGAUAGCUCUCAUGAGCAGGGGAGAAGGAGCAGGGCACACACCAGUCUCCGGACAAGAACCCCAGAGACUAACAUCAGUUGCCAUGGAGACUUUGCCAGUGAAAAGAGCCCUUUCCUGCAGAUACUGAAGGAUGCAGAAGCAGCUGCCAACUCUGCAGCCAUACAACUUGUGUCUUUUAAAGAUGCGAUGGAGGAUGAAUUUGCUGACUCAAGACAGUCUUCCAUGGAUAAGCGUCGGAUUUCGAGGCAGAGAGGACUUUUGCUGCAGAAGUUGGAGGAUUUUAGACGAAUAAAUAAGUCUGUUCGACAGAAAGUGAAACAGCUGCAGGAUGCUGAGGCUGAUCGAGUUGAUGCCAACCAACAGAUUGACAUCUUACUGAAGAGGAUCUCACAGGCUGAAAAUGAAAAUGAGCUUUUAAAUAAAGAUUUGAGUGAUGCAGAAAGAAGAGUCGAGGAGCUGAUGGAUCUGCGGAGAGAAGAGCAGGAGAACAUAAAGACUGCAGUUCACAUGACCAAGUCUGUGGAGGCGACCCGCGCCCACCUGCAGGGGCAGCUGCGCAACAAGGAAGCUGAGAACAACCGUCUGACUGCGCAGCUUCGGACUCUGGAAAGAACCCUGACUGAACAGAAGAUGGAGACUGACGAUCUGAGAGGCUCCAUUGCUUCUCUGACAGAGAAGGCAGCACAAGACAAAGAAUCUCUCAAGAAAGCCACCAGAGCACAGAAGCUGAGAGCUAAGAGAUUCGAAGCUGCCAUUGAGAAAUGCUAUGCACAGUUGAAGGAGAAGGAUGCUCAGCUGGUCAAUGCCCGUUUGGAGAGAGACUCCAUCAGACGGCAAAAGCAGCAGAUGACAGAUGAGAAAGACAAGCUUGCUGCUCAUGUAGAGUUAUUGAAAAGUCAAAUCGCAGGCUUGACAGCGAGGCUGCAGAGGGAGAAGGAUGAGCUAACCGCAGCUAAUGAAAGUGUGAUGCAACGUGUUGAAAAACUCAGCGCUGAAAACGGAGACCUCAGCGUCAAUAAUGCAGCACUGAAGGCAUCUGUUGCUCGGUUGGAGCAGCAGCUGGCUGACUGUGAGUCUGCUCUGGUAGAGGAGAAGGUCGUGUCUGAGGAGAGGAAACAUCAAGCUGAACAGUGUCAAUAUCAGGUUGCAGAACUUCAAGUUGAGAUAGGUGAUCUCAGGAUAAAACAUGCAAAUAUUUUAAGAGAGACGGAGAAGAUGUGUGAUGGGAAAGAUGUUGAAGUUGAGAAGAUGGAGAGUCAGGCAAAAUUGUUGCAAUCACAUGUGGAGAUGAAAGAGUCUGUUCGUGAGGCCAAUGUACAACUACUAGAGAAAGUGAAUUCUCUUCAGAAGCGGAUGGACAAGGUGCAGCAGGAGAACCUGGAGCUCGUACAGAGGCUCGCCGCUCAGGAGGAAGCUCUGAGCUACAGCAACCAGCAGCUGGAUCAGCGCUCGUCGGAGUGCCAGGCCCUUACCCGACAGCUGGAGGCGGCUUUAUCAGACGUUAAGCAACAGGUCAACAAGGUAAAAGACCAGGCUCGCUCCAGAGAAGAGGCUCUUCAGGCCAAAAUCCUGGAGCUGGAAGCAGAGAAGAGCAGAAGAGACAAUGAGCUGAGGCUUCUUCGUCAGAGUAAGAAGACUGCAGAGAGACAGUUUGAGAUGCGUCUGAAGGACCUGCAGCUCAGCCUGGACCAAUCAGAGAGCCACAAACAAAGCAUUCAGAACUAUGUUGAUUUCCUCAAAAACUCCUACAAGACAAUGUUCGAUGAGGGACUGCAAACUUCGACUUUUGGAUCGUCAUAUUUCCUGAAAUGAUUCAUCUGUUGAUGUUUUAAAUUUUGUAUUUAUUUAUUUGUUUUUGUGCACUGUAAUAUUUAUACGGCCUAUUUAAAAAAUGAGAAUGGGGGAAAGAGUUCAAAUCACUUUUAGAGGAAGUAAAAGCUUACUUUUUUAUAGCUCUGGGCUUUCUUUAGACAUCUACAAGUAUAUUUAGGUGACCCCCAGAUGUCAAGGAAAUGUGCUGCUGUUGUGAGAGGUUUCGACACCUGUUUUUAUCUCAUGUCUCAAGAGACAUUACAUAAUAUUUUCACAUGUAUGCAAAUUUCGGACUGUGAACUCUUGGUGCUACUGUUAUUCCCAUACCGCAAGGAGUCAGUUGCAUAAAUGUAGUUAAAGACUAGCCUAAGCUUUACACACGUCUGAUGAACAUUUGGCAUAAAUAUUACUCACUGACUUACUACUCAACACCAUAGCUCUUUGUUCUGUUGUUACAGCCUCAUCUGUGCUGACAAGAAAUUAAUUGCCAGCAAUGUUGAAUAUUGGUAAAUUGCUGUUAUUCACUCCUGGGAUGGGAUAAAAUAAGCAAUUUAAAUUGGGUAUAAAGGACAUUUUACAGUUUUCUGACUCAUAGACUGCAUGAUACAUACAAAUAUUUAAGGGGAUUUUAGCUGGGGUAAAGUAAUGUGGCACUAGGUGGAGCUGUUUUGUUAGCCAUCUUUUCUCCUCUUGUCAUGUGGAGUCUUUUACCCACAGUCCAUUGAGCAUUUGCUCAUCAGUCUUAUCUCAGUCACUGCUAAAUGAGCUCUGUGAAACUGUGUGUAUUGCAAGUGUCUAAGUCUAAAUUUGUGCGACUGGCUCCAGAUUGAAAAGGGUUGUUUGUCAUAUUUUGAAGCCACACAUACACCUAAUUAUGACAACAGUCAUUAACCAGUACAAGUAAUGCUUUAAAACCAAAUAUUAUGUAGACGCGUGUGUCACAGCCAAGUUUGCCUGUGGUAGAAUAAACCACAUUUAACAUAGUGCUCCACUUAGACAUGAACAUGAUCCAGGUUUUCACCCAUUAAAGUCAUCGUCAUACUUCUGCUGAUGUUAACUGUUAAUCCUGCUGAUACUACUGAACCAGCCUGUGUGUGUUUAUGUCGUUCUCGAAAUCAUAGGAAGGUGUGACGUGUAUUGAAUGUGUUUAUGCUCUGGUUCCCAGCUGGACUGAGAUGAAUGCGGCUGAAAAUGAAUUGUGUAGCUGUCAGUUGUGAAGCCUGUGCCUUUAGGGUUGCAAAUAUAAUUACUGAGAUACAUGCAACUCUGGGAUAUUUCCAAACCGCUGAUGCUGGUUGGCUCUCAUGCUUUUGUAAUGGAGGCUUUUAUAUUACAGAGGCUUAGGGGCAGAGGAAGGUACAGGUAUCGGCUGCAGCACGAUUUACCUAAAAACUGAACAUUUGUCUCGUACUGUACUUGGAUCUUGUUGUUCUCCUGUUGUUGCUUGCUUUGUGGUCCCGUACUGUAUCUAUGGUAAUAAACUACUGUGGUCCAGA